UAUUCACCAAGUGCGGAAGAAAUAGCGUGUUCUCGCGCAGUUCAUACUCAUUGGUGUGAGAAACAGCAACUUCCUGGUUUUUUAUUUUUCUCCAUUUGUUGUUGGACGAGAUGUUACAUGACGGCAUAAAAUUCUCUUGAUGCGCUAAACGGGUAAGAAGGGAAUGCCAAUGGGUGUGUCAAUGGGGCAUCGCCAAAAGACCCAGGAAGAGGAGGACAUCUUGCCCAGGGAAUCAGAAAAGAGGAAGCUCUCCCGGAAGGACUAUGGAAGCACCAGUAAUGACAGCUGCAGCGACUGCCCCACUUGUCAUGGAACAGGGCGCAUCCCGAGAGGUCAGGAAGGCCAGCUGGUGGCAGUCAUCCCCUGCAGCGACCAAAGACUGAAGCCCCAACGCACGAAGCUGUACGUAUGCGUGUCGGUGGUGCUGUGCCUCUUCAUCUGCGCGCUGAUCCUCUUCUUCCUCUUCCCCCGGACUGUCUCGUUGUUGCCCGUGGCACUCAAGUCAUCGUAUGUCUUCUUCCUGCCUACAACCAUCCAGAUGAAUCUCACGAAUGUUCUGAACAUCACCAAUGAGAACUUCCUUGCUGUCCAGGCCUGUGACUUGGACCUACAGGUCCUGAUCUGGGACACCAUUGUGGGAAAGGUCAAGAUCGCCAAUGUCACCACCAUCACACCACGCUCUCAGAAAGUGUACACUUACGAGAUUCCCAUUACAAUUGCAGACCAGGGCCUGAACAAUUACUGCAAGUCGACCUCCUUCAGAAUUCACACCUUGUUUUUGCAUUUACAGAUGACGAUGAAGGUGUUCUAUCUGGGACACGCCGAGCAGCUGUCCAUGGACACGUUCCAGUACGUUGAUUGCGGGAAUAACUCAACCACCCCCCACAUCGCUUAGCCCCUCCAUCCCGAGACCGCGGCAUUUUAGCGCGCCGUGGGUGUGAAUUGACUCUUGAAGGGCUGAACUCUGGAGGCCAGUGUGAGGAGCUUUGGGACUCCUCUUCUGCUGGGCAGCCUGUGGCAGCCAUACAUGCCCAAGCCAUAACACCCCCGCCACCAUGUUUCACAGAUGGUGUGCUUUGGAUCUUGGGCAGUUCCUUUUGACCUCCACACGUUGCUCUUACCCUCACUCUUAUGCAAGUGAAUCUUGGUCUAAUCUGUUCACAUACCUUUCUACAAAACUCUGCAGGCUGUUUAGUUACUUCUUACCAAACUGUAAACUGCUCAUUCUGUUUUUGCAACUAACUAGAGGUUUGCAUCUGGUAGUGUAGCUUCUGUAGCUCUGUUUGUGAAAUCCUCUGUGGACAGUAGUCACUGUCACAUCCAUACCUGCCUCCUGAAGAGUGUUUCUGAUCGGUCAGACAGGUGUUUGGGAGUUUUUCUUCAUUGAAAAAUUGAGAAUUCUUCAGUCAUCAACUGCAGAGGUCUUCUUUGGCCUACCAGGAUUACUGAGCUCCCUAGUGCUUUCUUUUUUCUUAAUGGUAAAUGGACUGCAUUUAUAUAGCGCUUUUAUCCAAAGCGCUUUACAAUUGACCAUUCACCAGAGCAGUUAGGGGUUAGGUCUCUUGCUCAGGGACACUUCGACACGUCCAGGGCGGGGUUCGAACAGGCAACCCUCCGACUGCCAGACAACUGCUCUUACCUCCUGAGCUAUGUCGAUGUUCCAAACAGUUGAUUUUGUAAGCCUAAGUUUUUGUCUAUGUCUAUGUAUUUUUUAUUAUUUCUGAGCCUCAUAAUGGCUUCCUAGACUUUUAUUGGCACAACUGUGAACCUCAUGUAGACAAAUGGCAAUAAAAGACUCCAAAGGCAAUCAAAAGCCUACAAUCAAGGCUAGAUACUGAAAACCCUCUUAUACAUGUACUAAGAAAGCAAUUGAACACACCUGACUAAUCAGAAACAUCUGUGAGGCCAUUUGUCCCAAAUAUUAUAGCGCCCUGAAAUGUGAUAAUAAACGCUGACAAUCUGCACUUUAAUCACUUAUGAAUUGUUUGAUUACAAAUAUAAAAUGAUGAAGUAUGGAAACGAAAUUAUAGCUUUGUCCCAAACAUAAUGGAGCUCACUGUGUAUAUACACUAUAUGACCAAAAGUAUCUGGCCACCUUGUUCAGGGACUGGUUUUCAUGGUUUGGGCUAGGCCCCAUAGGUCCAGUGAAAACAAAUCGUAUGCAUUGACAUUUAAGAUGAUUCUGCGCUUUCAACUUUGUGGCAACAUUUUUUGGAAGGCCCUUUCCUGUUUCAGCAUGACAAUGCCCUCAGGCACUCGGCGAGGUCCAUAUAGAAAUGGUUUUGUCGGGAUCGGUUUAGAAAGAACUUGACUGGCCUGCACGGAGCCCUGACCUCAACCUCAUCCAACACCUUUGGGAUCAAUUGGAAAUCCAACUGCGAACCAGGCCUAAUCACCCAAUUAGUGCCCAACCUCACUAACACUUCUGGCUGAAUGGAAGGAAAUCCCUGCAGCAAUUCUCCAGCAUUUCAUAUAAAGCCUUCACGGAAGAGUGGAGGUUAUCAUAGCAGUAAAGCGUGGUGGAUGAGAUGUUGGAUGUCAGGUUGUAUGUAUGCACUAACAAGUAUUUGCCCACUUUUAAAAGGGAAAAUGUUAUGAGGGAACUCACUUCUGCUUUGAUCAAAAUGUACAUGCAUGUUCUCAUUACUCAUUUCCCUUUUAAAUGAAUAUGAAUAAGAGAUAUGGGACCUGACUUUUUUAAUGAAAUGGUUCACUUUAGUUCCUCAUAAAAAUUUAUUUCCUUAAGGAGUAAUAUUUAGUAGGAUUAAUACAAACACUGCACCACUUUGCAGUUGAUAAUUUCAAAUGUUUUAUUCAGUGGAUGUUGCAAGGACUUUACCUAUUAAAUGCCAGAAUAUAUUACUCUUAACAAGUUCAAUUUUGGUGUUUCUGUACACAUAUCACAGUAAAUGUCUCUUCAUCCAAUGCUUCUGCAAUGCACAGAUGGUGCAUUUUAUACAGAUAUUCAUAUUGCCUGAAGAUGACCAUUGGUAUUCCCCAGAUUAUAUUAGUGUGAGUUUGAUUUACAUUUUGUUAAUUAAUUGAAUAUGCGGUUGUCAUGACAUCACAGUUAACAAGGUCAGUUUCAAAACCUUUAAUGAAAAAUGGGAUUACAGCUGGUUGCCGUGAUUGUAGUCUCUGAGGAAGUGAAACCGAAUUAUCGUGUUUCCCCACUGAGAAGUACUCAUGUACGGAUGGGAGUGAUUGCUACUCUAAGCCAUCGGCCACUAGGUGGGGAUCAAGCUCUGUGUGGCUUUUUAAUAUGAAAACCCUGCAGCUGGAAGUAAAAACAACUUUGUUAUUGUUGAAAGGGACGUUUUCAUUGUCUGACUGUGUUCACAUUUUUGGAAAUAUCAUUGAAUUCAUCGUAACCCACUGAAAAAUAUUAGAUAUUUUGGAAAUUAGUAUGAUAAAAGACUUGUGGCUAGAUACUGAAUAUUUACUAGAUACCAGACACCCAUUUCUAGAUAUUAUGGAAAUGAGCGUGGUAAAGGGAUGUUUUAUGUAUGGUUGGUUUUACCUCAGGGGUAUGCACUUUACUGUGUCUUUGUGAAUACCUUAUGCUUCAUUUAUCAUUUUACUGCGUUGAUUUUCAGUAUGUGUAACAUGUCAUGUUCCAAUCGUGAUUAUGGUUUUAUAAUUAAAUAUGAAGUCUUGG
Molecule: messenger RNA, 3658 nt
Organism: Anguilla rostrata (American eel)
Lineage: Eukaryota; Metazoa; Chordata; Actinopteri; Anguilliformes; Anguillidae
Gene: tmem106a
Product: transmembrane protein 106A
Exons: 8
Coding region: 164-895 (243 amino acids)
Source: RefSeq, a predicted model, not a curated record